UAGCAACCACGAUUCAGCUCAUCAUGGCCCGCUCCAUCGCAAAGAAGCCACGAUAGCGAUCACUGCAAUCACGUUGGACUGGCACAUUCUCUCUGCCCACGCUCGCUGGCACGAAUCGCGCGUCUCACAACGCUCAACUGCCACCUUCCGUCGCCAGACGGAGCGGAAUGCUGUCUUGCUCAGCUUGUCAAUUUCAUCGUCGUCGAAGCGCUCUUGAGGGUCACCGCCAUUACAAGCACUCUCAGCAUCACUUGCACGCUUUGCAGCUCGGAAGAUAGACAGCAACGCGAUCUCUACUCGCCACAAUGGCGUCUUUGGAUAAGCUGGCCAUUCGUGGUGUACGCUCAUUCGACGAGAAGAGUAUCAACAUCAUCCAGUUCUACACCCCACUGACCGUCAUCGUCGGUUACAACGGCAGCGGCAAGACUACCAUCAUUGAAUGUCUCAAGUAUGCGACCACAGGAGAUCUGCCUCCCAACACGAAAGGUGGCGCAUUCAUACACGACCCCACCAUGGCAGCAGCUAACGAGGUCAAAGCGCAGAUUCGCUUGCGAUUCUACAGCACCAGCAGAGUCCGCAUCAACUGCGUGCGAAACAUUCAAGUCUCCAAAAGGAAAACGACGGGUUUGACGAUGAAGACGCUCGAAGGUCUGCUGCAGGUGGACGACGAGAAUCGUAGAAACAAGCGAGCAGUCUUGUCCACAAAAUGCGCAGAGCUCGACGAGGAGAUUCCGCGUCUGCUGGGAGUCUCAAAGAGCAUCCUCGACAAUGUCAUCUUCUGCCACCAGGAAGACUCGAAUUGGCCUCUCUCAGAGCCCUCCGUGCUGAAAAAGAAGUUCGACGACAUCUUCGAGGCGACCAAGUACACGAAAGCACUCGAGAAUAUCAGAACGAUCCGCAAAGAGCAACGAGAGGAUCUCAGAGUCCAACGCGUCGAGCUGGAAAGCCUCAAGACUGACAAAGAGCGAUCCGAUGGGAUCCGAGAGAAGCGUCGAAGGCUAGAAAUCAGCCUGACGGAGAAUGAGAAUAAGCUUGACGAUCUGAACGAGGAUAUCAGGGCGCUGACAAAGGAGAACAAAGGUUUCUACGACAAGGCCGUGCGUUUCAGAGAGACAGUCGCCAAAGCAGAGACGAUGGAGGAGAAGAUGCGCCUUCAUCGAGAAAAUAUGGAACAGUUGCGAAGCACGAUGACGCACAUUGAUGAGCCUCAGUCCGAACUUCAGCGUCGCAAAGAUCGCUUUGGGGAGCAUCUGCAACGUCAGCGGGUUAAACAAGACAACUUGAAACGUAAAGUGCUCGACGGCAAGGAUCAGCUUCAGAGUGUUGAAGAGCGCAGGUCGCGCAAAAUCGGGGAAAAGGGGGGACUAGAGAAUGACCGCAAGCAUCACGACCAAGCGAUCGCAAAGAGAGAGCGAGAAAUCCGUCGCAUCAGCGGCGAGCUCAGUAUCAAAGGCUUUGACACCCAAGGGAUGACCGAAACCCAAGUCGAAGACUUUGCUCAACGCAUCGCUACACACGCACGCAAGGCCGAAGCUGAUCUUGACGAUGUCAAAUCCGAGGGCGUCAACAAAGAGCGACAUUUGACCAAUGUCUAUCAAGAAUUGCGAGGCAAUUUGCGCGCAAAAGAAGUCGCAAAGGAACAAGCCAGCGAUACGGCGCGUCGCGUGAAAGAACGCAAGAAACGUGCUCAGGAUGAACUCGACGGCUUCGCCAUUACAGCAUCCGAUCUGACAGCCGCGGAAAAGGACUUCAAAGAUGCCCAAGCUCGCUGCGAGGCAGUCUCGCAGGAAAUGCGAGGAUCUGAACACGAUGACCAGCUGCGCGACAUCAACAAGAACAUACGCCAUCUUGACCAGCAGCGCGAAGAGCUGACCGUCGAGCUCAAUAGCCUCAACCGGAACGCGGAUCAACGAGCAAAGCUCGACGUGAAGAAAGCUGAGAGGGAUCAGAAGGCGAAAGAGAUUGAAUCGAUCAUGCAACGCCACGAGUCCACCAUUCUUGAGCACUUGGGUUCGAAGCCAUCUUCCGACCGACUGGAGACAGAGGCCAUCCGUGUGAUGAGCGAAAAGGAGAGUGCUGCAAAUGCGGCCGAGAGAGCGGAUCAGGCUGCAAAUAAGGAGCUGCAGCUGGUUGAAGCUUCUUUGUCGUUCGCUCGCAGCAGCUUGCAAGAAAACCAGGCGAGAAGCGCUGCUCUGAGCAAAGAGAUUCGCAACACUUUGCUCGACAACGAGCAGACCGACAUAGCGUCUGGCCUGGACGAAUGCAAUCAAGAAAUCGCGACGGUCACCAACAUGCUGAGUGGCAUGGAGCACCUCGCCGGAUUCUUUAAACGCGUAAAAUUGGUAGGCGAUCAAGAUCACACUUGUUUUGGAUGCGGCAGAUCACUCGCACAGGGCGAGAAGGAAAGCUUCCACCGACACGUAGAAGAGCAAAUCAAGCUAGCAGCCAGAGCUGACCGCAAUGAACUCGAGGGCGAUCUCGCAGAGUGGAACAAAAGGCUGGCAGCGGUGCAGAGCCUCGUACCAAAGCAAGAGCUGCUCAAUACAAUUGACCGAGUCGAAGUUCCCAAGGCGAAACAGACCGUCGAGACUGAGCAGGCGCGACUCGCAGAAGCAAGUGCACGAGCAGAAACGACCGCUCAAGGCCUCACGAAAGCGCGCUCUGAUCUCAAAGAGCUGAACACCCUCAAGAACCUGGCGGCGGACGUCUCGCGCCUGCUGUCAGAAGUGUCUAGCCUGAGCAAAGAAAUCACGGCGCUAGAAUCCGACCUUUUGCGGACUGGUUCGACCAGAACCGGGAAUGACGUGCAAGCAGAGAUCGAUGCUCAAACGGAUCAGCUUAAACAAGCGAAACGCAAGCUCCAAACGGUGCAGAGUGAAAAGGAGCAUCUGCAAGGUCGUCUGACUCAAGCUGAGCGAGCUGUUCAUUCAGCAGAGUUGGCUUUUGCGUCUCAACGUCAAGAGGCUAGCAAACGUGAAGCUGCAGCCACGCGCGUCGAGGAACUUACGAACGAGCUCCAAGAAGCACAUAGACUUUCUGAAAAACUCAGCGAGGAGGUCGCGGCAGCCAGCACGCCGAUCCGCAAGGCUCAGAACGAAUUGGAACAAUUCAAGACCGAGCAAUCGACGCGAGAGGCUGCCGCUUCUAGCAAAGCUGCAGAACUUGGCGGGCACACCAAGCUGCUUGCUGAAUUGGACAGUCAAGCACAGAGAUUCAUCGUGCAGCGCGGGGAGGAAAAGAUGGAAGAUUGCGUCCAAGCGGUUGAGAAUUUUACUUCGGAGAUGCAGAGCAUCCAAAAGGAUAUACAAGCUGUCGAGGCAGACGCUGCAAAGAUCGAGAAAGAGUUCAACGAGUCGAAGGCGACCGAACGCAAUAUCAACGAUAAUCUGCGCUUCCGCACUCUCGACGCUGACGUCGCCCGCAUCCAGACAGAGUACGACAGUCUCAAUCUGGAGGAAGCCUACGAAGCGAAUCGCACCUGGACCGAAAAAUACAACACUUCGAAGGAGCGCGAGAACAAGCUGAACGGUGAGGCUGCCCACUUGGGCGGUGUGAUCAGCUCACUACGCACUGAAAUCCAGGGUCGCGAACAAGAGCUAAAGGAUAGCUACCAAAACGUGGAAAAGCGAUACACGGCCAAGCUCGUCGCAUUCAAGACUGGAGAAUUGGCCGAUCGCGACCUAGAGCUCUACGUCAAAGCGCUCGAGAAUGCAAUCAUGCGCUACCAUGCGAUCAAGAUGGAGGAGAUCAACGAGCAGAUACGAUAUCUGUGGGGCCGCACGUAUCAAGGCACGGACAUCGAUACCAUUCUCAUCAAAUCUGACAAUGAAGGCGCACGUGCUAAUCGCUCCUACUUUUACCGCGUGUGCAUGGUCAAAGACACGGUGGAGAUGGACAUGAGAGGACGUUGCAGCGCUGGUCAGAAGGUCCUGGCCUCGAUCAUCAUUCGCUUGGCUCUUGCAGACAGUUUUGGCGAAAAUUGUGGGAUUCUUGCGCUUGAUGAGCCGACGACCAACUUGGACAAGGAGAACAUCGUGGCGUUGGCAAAGAGCCUCAACGACAUCAUCAAGGAGCGCAAGAGUCAGAGCAAUUUCCAACUCAUCGUCAUCACCCACGACGAAGACUUCCUGACGAUGCUGGGACAGAGCGACAGCCUCGAUUACUACUGGCGCUGCUCCCGCACGGCCCAUCAGACUUCCAUCAUUGAGCGCGAACGCAUCCAGUGAUGCUCGCACCUCACCUUGACCCUGCUCGCACGCGGUCUCGUCUGCGUGACAUCAAUGCU
Molecule: messenger RNA, 4285 nt
Organism: Ceraceosorus guamensis
Lineage: Eukaryota; Fungi; Basidiomycota; Exobasidiomycetes; Ceraceosorales; Ceraceosoraceae
Product: putative RAD50-DNA repair protein
Exons: 17
Coding region: 306-4226 (1306 amino acids)
Biological process (GO): telomere maintenance via recombination; chromosome organization involved in meiotic cell cycle; telomere maintenance via telomerase
Cellular component (GO): Mre11 complex; condensed nuclear chromosome; nucleus
Molecular function (GO): double-stranded telomeric DNA binding; ATP hydrolysis activity; G-quadruplex DNA binding
Source: RefSeq, a predicted model, not a curated record